Poeciliopsis prolifica (blackstripe livebearer) is the source of this 2417-nucleotide messenger RNA. It is a transcript of the gene prelid3a, whose product is annotated as PRELI domain containing 3A. The record is from RefSeq and is a predicted model, not a curated record. Bases 174 to 755 code for a protein of 193 amino acids. The transcript has 9 exons. Gene Ontology annotation, biological process: phospholipid transport. Gene Ontology annotation, cellular component: mitochondrial intermembrane space. Gene Ontology annotation, molecular function: phosphatidic acid transfer activity. NCBI's taxonomy places the organism in Eukaryota, Metazoa, Chordata, Actinopteri, Cyprinodontiformes, Poeciliidae.
CUCCAAACGCCAGGCUGCCUCUGCGAAUUGCACCCCAGACCCGCGGAAGGGGAGGGAAAGUCACACGCCAGCCCAUCUGACACUUCCGGUUUACUUUUCAAAAGAAUGCGCAGGCGACUUAUACGUGUUUGAAGGACUUAGAGAAAGAUCCUUGAGAAGUGUCAUCAAGGAAGAUGAAGUGUCGUACCUCAAGUGAUGAGAAAACGAUCUCUGGUAUGAUGAAGAUUUGGAGCACCGAGCAUAUUUUCAGUUACCCAUGGGAGACUGUGAUCAAGGCUGCCAUGAGGAAGUACCCCAACCCCAUGAACCCCAACGUGGUUGGCGUGGACGUGCUGGAUCGGAGUCUGGACUCAGAGGGACGCCUUCACAGCCACAGACUCCUCAGCACAGAGUGGGGGUUACCGUCUAUCGUACGAGCGAUACUGGGGACCAACCACACACAGACGUACGUGAAGGAACAUUCUAUUGUCGACCGAGAGGUGAAAAAGAUGGAGCUGUGCUCAACAAAUAUUACUCUCACCAACCUGAUAUCCGUAGAUGAGAGGCUCGUUUACACACCACACCCCGAAAACCCAGAGGUUACUGUACUGACACAGGAAGCCAUCAUCACGGUGAAGGGAGUCAGUCUGAGCAGCUAUCUGGAGGGCCUGAUGGUCAGGAGCAUGUCUGCCAACGCCCGGAAGGGCUGGGACGCUAUUGAGUGGGUGAUUCAGAACUCUGAAGGGGACAAUGUGCCACUCUGUGACAUUUACUAACACUGGACUCCAGAUCCACUGACGACUGCUUUCCUCAGCUGCUCCUCGUACCUGAAAGGGAACGUGGGGUGAUUCUCAACAUCCUCCGGUCCUCUGCAGAUGGUUCUUUCAUGUGACGAAAACUAAACCUUUGCCAAAGCAAAAACGGUUCUUAAAACUUUCUGGGACUGCGUUGCCAGGUUUGGCAAUUGUGACUCAUUUCUAGCUCCUCAUUUAUGAUCCAAUAACAGUUAAACCACAUGGCAACAAAACAGAGACUCAUGUCCACUAAGCAAACCUAGCAGACCUUACGAUCUUGAAUGUCACUUUUGUACUUAUGAAGUGACACUUUAAGAAAAAAUACUCGAUAUAGAAGACGGACGCAACAAGGAGGUACACACCAAUGUUUUGUUUUUCCUAAACAAGGUACAGUGAGUUGUUAUUAUGCAGCUGUCUCAAAGGCUUUAUCUGGACUGGUUUCAUACCAUAUGAAAACUCCUACAGUGGGAAACGGGUUAAAAUGUGGAGAUGUUACUGGUGCUUAUUUUGUGUUACACUGGACAAAAAUGUUAUAUUACAGAUUGGGCGUGAUUUAUAUUUACCGCAUUAGUUUCGGUCCUGGAUCACCAAUAUUUCCAUGUGUAACAUCAGCUUUAUCUGUCAGUUUUCAGCAACGUUAAACAAUUCCUAGUACUAAAGUGUAGCCACGCCAGCGUCAGUGUUUUGGUUCUGAUGAGGCUGAAUCAGGUUGUGACCAGCGUCACUGGAUAACACGAGGCAAGCUCACUAAUAAGGCAGCAGCCAGAGAACUCCAUCUUUGUCUUUUCUAAUAGUAUUUACUCAAAAAGAAUAAUUGACACUCGACUGAAUUUUGCAGCUGCUCGGAUCCAAUCCAAUCGUUUUCUAUACAAAAUAAAUAUGAUUAGAUAAGACAAAGAAGGACCUAUUUGGCCACAAUGACAAAAAGUAGCCAAGAUGAAAAGUUAUGCACUCGUAACUGGAAACAUUGCAAGCAGGUUAGAUUACGCACCGUCCCAGGAGACAUGUUCAAAAUGGAACAAUAUGUGGUCAUUCAGGUCCGAAACCAACAUGGAAAGUACAAAUCUUGCACAGUUUUGCAAAACGUGAAGGACUUUGGAGAACAAAAACUGAUAAGGGAUCUAAAAAAAAAAAAAAAGGAUAUGAAUGAAAUAAUGUUGACUGUACCAUCAACAUUGCCUUCAUCUGAUACUUCACAUCAAUGAGCGUUUUGGAAACUUACCAAGAACAGAUGUUGAGGAAGACACGGUGGUGUUCAGGGUGGGAAAAUGUUCACAUUUAUCCGGCCUCAAAGCGACACCAGCGUUUUGGUUUCAUGCCUUUGCCGGUCGCACACCUCAUGCUUCCAAACGACGUGCUUAUCCAUUGAUGCAACCUACGUAUCCUGGAGACCAGGAGCAGUACUGUAUGUGCGGUGAUGCACACUGUGACUAAUGUGCUUAAACAUGUUUCAGGAUAGCAGUAAAUAUAGCAUAUUUGUUUUAAAUGAUAUUUUAAAAAAGGCAUUUAGUAAAUGCCACUGCUUUCAUUUUGUGUUGCAUAGAAAACAAAAAAUUUGUAUACUUUUUUGUUUCAAAGCUCAAGUUUUGCCUGGCAGCAAUGAAAGAGAUGCUACAAUAAUUAAAGCAGAAGUGAAAACAAUGA